Molecule: messenger RNA, 7221 nt
Organism: Cordyceps militaris CM01
Lineage: Eukaryota; Fungi; Ascomycota; Sordariomycetes; Hypocreales; Cordycipitaceae
Product: phosphatidylinositol 3-kinase tor2
Exons: 5
Coding region: 1-7221 (2406 amino acids)
Biological process (GO): negative regulation of macroautophagy; TOR signaling; protein phosphorylation
Cellular component (GO): TORC1 complex; TORC2 complex; nucleus
Molecular function (GO): protein binding; protein-containing complex binding; protein serine/threonine kinase activity
Source: RefSeq, a predicted model, not a curated record
AUGACGCAGCAACAACCUGCUGCCCUGGAGCAGCUCGACUACAUCAGCCGGCAAUUAAAAUCGAGAGCGGGCGACGAUGUACGCCGACGAGCGGCGUCGCAGUUGAAGAAUCUCGUCAACCUAUGCCACCGAGACCUCAACCCAGAGCAAUUCCAAUCCUUCUGCAACACUGUCCAUACCAGAAUCACACAACUCAUCACACAUGGCGGUGACUCGGCCGAACGACUGGGGGGCAUCUACGCCAUAGAUGCCCUCGUCGACGCGGAUGGCGUUGAUGCCACCAUGAAAUAUACCCGAUUUACCAAUAGCUUGAAGACCAUUCUGCGCGGCAAAGAUAUGAACCCGAUGCGACCAGCUGCUGUUGCGCUCGGUAAACUCUGUCGUCCUGGAGGAUUGCUCAUUUCGGACCUGGUCGAAUCCGAAGUAAAUAUGGCGUUUGAGUGGCUGCAGAACGACCGAGUCGAAGAGCGACGCUACAGUGCCGUUCUAGUGCUUCGAGAGCUCGCCAUCAACGCCCCAACGCUGAUGUAUCAAUACAUCCAAACAGUCUUCGAACUGAUAUGGGUUGGCCUACGAGAUCCUAGGCAGCAAAUUCGAGAGGCAUCAGCCGAGACCGUCAGCGCUUGUUUCCAGAUCAUCCGAGACCGAGACCAGGAAAUGAAGCAAAUUUUCAUGGGGAAAAUCUACAGCGAAUGCAGACAGGGCUUCCGAGUCAAUACGGUAGAGUAUACACAUGGCUCUUUGCUGGUGCUGAAAGAACUUCUUGAACAGGGCGGCAUGUUUAUGCAGGAACACUACCAAGAAGCUUGCGACAUUGUGUUUCGACACAAGGAUCAUCGGGAGCCAACUAUCCGAAAUACAGUGGUGCUUCUGAUACCCGAUUUGGCCAGCUACUCACCGGCCGAUUUUGCCCAAUCGUGGCUGCACAAGUUCAUGGUCUACCUCUCGGGGAUGCUUAAGAAGGACAAGGAACGGAACGACGCUUUCCUCGCUAUCGGAAAUGUUGCCAAUUCUGUCAAGAGCGCAAUCGCACCAUACCUCGAUGGUGUGCUCAUAUACGUCAGAGAAGGGCUAAGCGCUCAGUCGCGCAAGCGAGGGUCUGUGGACCCCGUGUUUGGCUGCAUCAGCCGUCUCGCUGUGGCCGUCGGCCAAACUUUGAGCAAAUACAUGGAGGCACUGCUUGAUCCGAUCUUUGCCUGUGAGCUCACGCCGAAGCUUACGCAGGCGCUGGUUGACAUGGCCUUCUAUAUUCCUCCAGUCAAGCCCACCAUUCAAGAGCGCCUUUUGGAUAUGCUGAGCGUUGUUCUUUGUGGUGAGCCUUUCAAGCAGCUCGGCGCUCCUCAGCCCAACACGCUCGCAUCUGUCCCUGUUAUUGCUAAAGACGGCAGAGACCCACAAGCAUACGAACACCGCCGGGCUGAAGUCAAGCUCGCACUUAAUACGCUGGGAAGCUUUGACUUCACAGGCCAUAUUCUUAAUGAGUUUGUGCGGGACGUGGCAAUCAAAUACGUCGAAGACGAGGACCCAGAAAUCAGGGAGGCUGCUGCACUUACUUGCUGUCAGCUCUACGUUCGCGACCCAAUCGUUAACCAAACAAGCUAUCAUGCUCUCCAAGUUGUUGGCGAUGUAAUCGACAAACUUCUGACCGUGGGUAUCUCUGACCCAGAGCCGAGUAUUCGGGAGAUUGUGCUCGGGGCCCUGGACGAACGAUUCGAUCGCCACCUUGCCAAAGCUGAAAAUAUCCGCAUCCUCUUCUUCGCUCUGAAUGACGAGGCUUUUGCUAUCAGAGAGGUCGCCGUUUCCAUCAUCGGCCGACUAGCCAGAUACAACCCGGCAUACGUCAUUCCCUCGCUUCGCAAAACCCUCAUUCAGAUGCUAACGGAACUUGAAUUUUCGGAUGUGGCACGUAGCAAGGAAGAAAGUGCUAAAUUACUACGUCUGCUUGUCCAGAAUGCGCAGUCGCUUAUCAAGCCGUAUGUCGAACCCAUGAUGUCAGUCCUUCUACCAAAAGCCAGCGAUCCUAACGCGGCUGUCGCGGCUACGAUCCUCAACGCAAUCGGCGAGCUGGCGACGGUAGGCGGUGAAGACAUGCUUCCGUACAAAGACCGCCUCAUGCCUCUGAUUCUGGAAGCCCUUCAAGACCAAAGCUCAAACCCGCGGCGAGAGGCUGCUCUUCACACGCUUGGGCAACUAGCUAGCAACUCUGGCUACGUUAUUCAGCCAUAUCUCGAGUACCCCCAGCUGCUUGAGAACCUGCAGAGCAUCAUUCGCACGGAAGACCAGCGCGGGCCGAUUCGUCAGGAGACUAUUAAACUCAUGGGAAUUCUUGGUGCCCUCGACCCUUACAAGUGUCAACAGGCGGAAGAGCAACCCCUCGACACCCAGUCUCAUGCGGAAACGGGUCCCAUAACCGACAUCUCAUUGAUGAUGAGCGGAUUGACCCCGUCAAACAAGGAGUAUUUCCCGACUGUUGCAAUCAAUGCCCUGCUUCAGAUUCUCAAGGAUCAUUCUCUUGCUCAGCAUCACGCUGCUGUCAUCGAAGCAAUCAUGAACAUUUUCAGAACCCUUGGCCUUGAGUGCGUCUCGUUUUUGGACCGCAUUAUUCCAGCCUUUCUCCAAGUCAUACGGUCAUCGCCCUCAACGAGGUUGGAGUCGUACUUUAAUCAGUUGGCAACGCUGGUCAGCAUCGUACGACAGCACAUUAGGAAUUAUCUCCCUGGCAUCAUUGAGAUUCUGCAAGAAUACUGGAACAAAUCAUCGUCACUACAGUCCACCAUUCUUUCCCUCAUCGAAGCCAUCUCUCGCUCUCUGGAAGGCGAGUUCAAGAUAUUUCUCGCCGGCCUUUUACCAAUGCUGCUUGGUGUGCUCGAGAAAGACACCAGCGUGAAGCGCGCCCCCUCCGAAAGAGUUUUGCAUGCGUUCCUUGUUUUUGGAGCUAGUGCCGAGGAGUACAUGCACCUCAUCAUCCCCGUCAUCGUGCGUACAUUUGAGAAGCCAAUCCAGCCUGUCUUCCUCAGAAAACAGGCCAUUGAGUCCAUCGGCAAGAUUUCCAAGCAGGUCAAUCUCAACGACUAUGCUGCCAAGAUCAUUCAUCCUCUCACUCGCGUGCUUGAUACCGGCGAACCAACGCUGCGAACUGCGGCAUUGGAUACAAUGUGCGCCCUCAUUCAGCAGCUGGGGAGGGACUAUAUCAACUUCAUGGGGACUGUGAACAAAGUGGUCAAUUUGCGACAAAUCCAGCAUGCCAACUAUGAGCUCCUAGUAAGCAAGCUUCAAAAGGGCGAUGCGCUCCCCCAAGAUCUGAAUACCGAGACACGCUACUUCGACCGUGGCCUUGAACCAGCCUUUGCGGAUCUCGGCACCAAAAAACUAGAAAUGAACGCGAUACAUCUGAAGUCUGCCUGGGAUACUAAGGGCAAAUCGACAAAGGAUGACUGGCAAGAAUGGGUGCGAAGGUUCAGCACAACUUUGUUAUCGGAAUCUCCAAAUCAUGCGCUUCGUGCUUGUGCGAGUCUGGCAAGCGGCUACCUCCCUCUGGCGCGAGAGCUUUUCAAUUCUGCUUUCGUAUCUUGCUGGAGUGAACUGUUUGAGCAGUUCCAGGAGGAACUCAUCCAAAACAUAGAGAGCGCCAUCAAGUCUGAGAAUGUUCCACCGGAUCUGCUUGGCCUCCUAUUGAAUCUCGCGGAAUUCAUGGAGCAUGAUGACAAGGCGCUGCCAAUUGACAUUCGGGUUCUUGGCCGGGAGGCUGCGCGAUGCCAUGCUUACGCCAAGGCUCUCCACUACAAGGAACUCGAGUUCCUUCAAGACCAAAGCACCGGUGCAGUGGAGGCUUUGAUCGUGAUCAACAACCAAUUACAACAGUCAGACGCUGCCAUCGGCAUCUUGCGUAAAGCUCAGCUCUAUAAGGAAGGUAUUCAGCUACGUGAGACCUGGUUCGAAAAGCUCGAGCGCUGGGAGGAGGCUCUUGCAUUCUACAACAAGCGUGAAGCCGAAGUACCUGCAGAACAAGCUGUUCCUAUUGACAUUGUUAUGGGCAAGAUGAGAUGUCUCCAUGCGCUCGGCGAGUGGGAUGCCCUCGCCACCCUGACUAGCAACACCUGGCAAAAUUCGGCCCCCGAGGUGCAGCGUAUGAUUGCACCAUUGGCAACUGCAGCAGCCUGGGGGCUUGGCAAAUGGGACGCUAUGGACAACUAUCUGUCUUCACUGAAGCGCAACUCGCCAGACCGCUCCUUCUUUGGCGCCAUUUUAGCUCUGCACAGGAACCAGUUCAAAGAAGCCAUCUCCAAUAUUCAACAGGCUCGCGAGGUCCGUGUUCAGAUGCUUGCCGAGUUGGAAGAACUCAUCGUGUACAAACAGUGCGACGACAAGAAGCGCGCGACGAUGCGAAAGACUUGGGAAACUCGUCUCGAAGGCUGUCAGCGCAAUGUUGAUAUCUGGCAUCGCGUGCUUCGACUCCGUGCUCUGGUCAUUACUCCCGCGGAGAACAUGCGCAUGUGGAUCAAAUUCGCCAAUUUGUGUCGCAAGUCUGGCCGCAUGGGUCUUGCAGAGAAGUCGCUGAAGCAGCUUAUUGGGGUUGAAGCGCCUCUCGAGAAUAUGAUUCCGUUCUGGAAGGAAGGCUCCUCGCUGCCCAAGAACGUUCCAGCGCAGGUUAUAUAUGCGAUGCUCAAGUUCCAAUGGGAGACUGGCCUACAACCUAGCUCCAGCAGCGUGCCCCUGCGUCGCAUAUCGGAACGUACUCUAUACUGCCUGCAGCGGUUCACCAACGAGACUGCUCACCGAUUUGACAUGACAAAGAUGCAUCUGUCGUCUCAGACCGGUACUGAACUUACCACUGCCGACUACGCAUUCCAGAAUCAGGUCGACUCGGCCAUCAUUACGCCGCAAACUCAGCGGGCGCUUAUGGAACAAACUGUGCUGCUGGCGAAAUGCUACCUCCGGCAGGGUGAAUGGCUCAUCGCGCUCAACAAGGAUAACUGGCAGCAUGACAAAAUCGAAGAGAUUCUCACCUCAUAUUCUCAUGCCACGAAGUAUAAUCCACGCUGGUACAAGGCAUGGCAUGCUUGGGCGCUCGCAAACUUUGAGAUUGUUCAAACUCUCACUGCUGGCGCCGAGGGCGAGCUCAGCCGGUCUGAAUCUGCAGGCAUCAUUCUGCACGUUGUUCCUGCUAUCCAAGGCUUCUUCAAGUCCAUUGCGCUCUCUGCCGGCAGCUCACUUCAGGAUACUCUGCGUCUGUUGACGCUCUGGUUCACACAUGGCGGGCAUCCGGAUGUUCACGCAGCCGUCACGGAGGGCUUCGCAAAUGUCAGCGUUGAUACCUGGCUAGAGGCUCUCCCGCAGUUGAUUGCACGCAUCAACCAGCCAAACAUGCGAGUGCAGCAGUCAGUGCACAAUCUACUUGCAGACGUGGGCCGAGCACACCCUCAGGCCUUAGUCUAUCCUCUCACAGUAGCCAUGAAGUCUGUGCAGAGCACUCGCAGAUCGCGCUCUGCAGCACAGAUUAUGGAUAGCAUGCGGCAACACAGCGCGAAUCUGGUGGCUCAGGCUGACGUUGUCAGCCAUGAGCUCAUUCGGGUCGCAGUACUCUGGCAUGAACAAUGGCACGAGGGACUGGAAGAAGCGUCUCGGCUGUAUUUCGGCGACCAAAAUAUCGAGGGCAUGUUCCAGACCCUGGAGCCGCUUCAUAGCUUGCUAGAACGCGGGCCAGAGACCCUGCGUGAGAUCUCAUUUGCGCAAGCAUUCGGUCGCGACUUGAGAGAAGCGCGUGAAUGGUGCCAUCAAUAUGAGACCAGCAGGGAUCUCAAUGAUCUGAACCAGGCCUGGGAUCUCUACUACCAGGUCUUCCGCCGAAUUUCCCGACAACUACCUCAGGUCACCACUCUGGACCUGACAUACUGCUCGCCUAAGCUACUCAACGUCAAGAACCUAGACUUGGCUAUCCCAGGCACAUACCGUAGCGGGCAACUACCCGUGCGAAUCCAAGCGUUCGAACCCACUCUGACAGUCAUCAACUCGAAGCAGCGUCCUCGUAAGAUCACUGCCAGUGGCACAGAUGGGAACGCAUACCCCUUUCUUCUCAAAGGCCACGAAGACAUCCGACAAGACGAGCGCGUCAUGCAGUUGUUCGGUCUCUGCAACACCCUGCUGGCCAGUGAUGCAGAGUGCUUCAAGCGCCACCUCACCAUUCUGCGUUUCCCAGCGAUCCCGUUGUCGCAGAGCUCUGGCCUUAUUGGGUGGAGAUCCAACACUGAUACCCUUCACGUCCUCAUCCGGGAGUACCGCGAGAGCCGCAAGAUUCUUCUUAACAUUGAGCAUCGAAUUAUGUUGCAGAUGGCUCCUGAUUAUGAUAAUCUGACACUUAUGCAAAAAGUAGAGGUCUUUGGCUAUGCUUUGGAUAAUACAACUGGCCAGGAUCUCUACCGUGUGUUGUGGCUGAAAUCCAAGUCAUCUGAGGCUUGGCUCGAGCGGCGCACCAACUACACCCGAUCUCUGGGUGUCAUGUCGAUGGUUGGGUAUAUUCUGGGUCUAGGCGACCGUCAUCCUUCCAAUCUUAUGCUUGAUCGCCUCAACGGGCACAUCUUCCAUAUUGAUUUCGGCGACUGUUUCGAGGUUGCAAUGAAACGGGAAAAGUACCCCGAGCGGGUGCCAUUCCGUCUGACUCGCAUGCUUACCUACGCAAUGGAAGUAAGCAAUAUCGAGGGAAGCUUCCGAAUUACAUGCGAACAUGUUAUGCGCAUUCUAAGAGACAACAAGGAGAGUGUCAUGGCGGUCUUGGAGGCUUUCAUCCACGAUCCUUUACUCACUUGGCGUCUAACAAACACGGCCUCGCCCGCCGGACCAAACUUCCGUACGGAGCGAGAUGCGGCACUCAUCGGUCUAAACGCCGGUGGCAGAGCACGCCGAGCGUCCAUUUUGGACGCCGACAUUGCACCGUCGGAACUCAUGGCCAAUGGCAAUGCCGUCGGGCCGCUGGCCACUCGUCCCAGAGCCAGAACCAACAGUGGAACCGAACCCGACGGCGCGAAUGGCGCCGCUCAAGACACGGAGACGCAGAAUGCCAGGGCUGUCGAGGUCCUGGACCGCGUCGUGCAGAAGCUUAAUGGCCGCGACUUCAAGGAGAAUGAGGAGCUCGACGUUGUGAACCAAGUAAACAAACUCAUCAUUGAAGCGACGAAGCUGGAAAAUCUCUGUCAGCACUAUAUAGGGUGGUGCAGUUUCUGGUAG